UGUCUCCACAAACAUAAAUAAGAUUAAUUGUUUAGAAUAUUAAAUAUACCAAGAAAAUUAAUUAUAUGGGUAUGGGCGGGUACCCAUGGGUCGGGUUCACCUAAAUCCAAACCCAACCUAACUCGAUGAAUAGUGAACUGGUUUAAACCAAACCCGGCCCAAAACCCGUCAACACGGAUUUUACCCGCGUUGACCGGAUUGGACCGGGUGGGUAACCGUGGGUUCAGGAGGCCCUUACGUCGCCGGUGAGUGGUACCUUACCACUGCAUGUUAGUUUUCUAUGUUUUGAUUCAGAGUUGGGGGGUAUUUUUAGGGAUCUAACCUUCAAUUCUUUGUUUGGUUUCUCUGAGCACUCGAUCCCGACGGGAGGAGAAGGAGAAAGGGCGACGGGGAGAUGGCCGCAAGAGAAUAGCAGUUGCCGACGACGAGGAUUCCGACACCGAUUUGAUCUCGGUGAGUUCUUCCCCUAUUUAUUUCUAUUUUCCUAGGUUAGAUGGGUUGAGUUAAUCGUUUCGAAUUUGUGGGGUCUGUUAUUUCUUACAUGGUUUCUGACUUUUGUUCUUUUUUUAUGCAGAUUUUUCUGGUUUGGAGAAGUACCAGGUAAUACUCCUUUAAUCUCUAGUUUCCUUUUGAUAAAUUGAGUUCUAAACGAACUAAGACUUAGUUCCUUAUUUUAUAAAUCGAGGUGAUGCCAAAGCACCAGAUUUGGGUUAAAACCUCCUGUUGGGGUUUAUCUAGUAUAAGUUUUUCAUGAUACCAAUGAAAACCAUUGUUUGAUUAUCUUGAAAUGAUUCAAAGCUAACUGAAAGUCUUAGCCAUUGCUAAUGAUUUCAGAUUUGAAGAAACGAUUGUAGUGUGCGUUUGUCGUAUAUGUUAUGUAUUGUAGAAAAUUUCGUGUUUCUGAUUCUUAUACUCCACUUUGAGAAUGAUAGAAAAAAGACAUGGCCUCUGCUUAUGACUUUGGUUUAAAACGAAAGGUUAUAUUCUAAGUUAUGAUCGGAUUUGGAGGGGUUACCUAGAUAACGAAAGAAAAUGUAUUUCUAUGGUAUCCUCCUAAAACCGAGUUUGCAAUGGGUCUGAGCCUGUUAUUUCUUUGCUCUUUUCAUGAGGAUUGGAAAUGGGUUCUCUUGCUGGGAAUUCAACUAUGUUAAGAAGGGAUCAAUCAUGCAUUUUAAACUAGAUAUGACUCGAUAAUCGAUGAGGGUUUAUAAUCAACUCAACCAAGUGCUUGAAAUAUAUAACAUGGAAAAGCAUAGUGAAAAUCAGAUCUAGUUUUGUUUGUGGCUCCCUUGAUUUGUGAUUAAGAAUUCUAGCAUAUGGUUAACUUACAAGCAUAUCUUUUGCCCCAUAAAAAAAACACAGAUUUGAUUGCAUUCCCAUUAUACUUGCAAGAGUUUAGCUCCUGAUCAGCUGUGUCUUAAGAGCUAAGCAUAUACAUGUCUGCCUACCAUGAAGAACAUUGAUUUCUACUUUCUAUCACAUACAUAGCGAUGUUUAUUCUUAUGAAUGGGUGAAGGGAUGAUUUUGGAUUUGAGAUAUACUUACCUGGAAUUCCUGAGGAGUCGUCUUGUGGGUUGAUUUUCUUGUUGAUUGAUUGCUUGCUGCCUUCUGUUUCCCGGUUCCUCCUUGCUGCUUAUUGUUUUUGUCUUGUUCUCGAGCAUCAGCUCCCUUGUUUCUCUAAUUCUCCCUCUUUUAUGGUCGCUCAUCUCCUCCUCUCUUUUUUGCGGUAAGAAACCCAUUUAUACUGCCCAUUUUACUGUUUAUUUGUGUGUUGUGGCAACUAUUAGUUGAUUGUUUUGAGAGGUGGCACCGACCUCUUUUCAAGAGGCAGGCAACAACCAUUUUCUCUUUGCCCUUUGGGGUAGGAUAUGGACAAGGAAGAAAGAAGCUGAUUGGCUUGAGUUGACUGGUUGACUCAAGUUGACCAACGGUGGGCUUAAUUGGGCUUAAUCUGUCCUCUUUUUUUUUUUUUUUUUUUGCAGGUACUUUAUUCGUUUGGGUGGAAGAUGACGGCUCAAUAGCUCGAAUGAGCUGAUUGGUCUCCUCAAGUUUUUUUUUUUUUUUUCGAUUUUCUUCCUUGUUCAAGUUCAUGUAAUCUUUUAAUUAAACCAACUAUGUGCCAUCAAUUAGAACAUUGGCUUCCAUUAUGAAAUGUAAUCAAUCUUGUAAUGCACAGUCUAAACAUUUAGGGGUCGUUUGUUUCAAGGAUUGUAAAAUGAGGGUUUUUACUUAAAUGUGGGAUUUAAAAACCUAAGGUUUUAUUUGGGAUUUGGGGCAUUUUGGAUUUGUGAAAGUCCUUCGUUUGUUUCUUAUUUUGAUCAUGGAUUUACUGAUUUGGGUUUUAGAAACAAAAAAAAAUGCAUUUACACUAUUGUCCUUUUUGGGGUGCAGUUGUAUCUCGUUUCCCUGCUUUCCUCGUUAGUGUCCAAAAAAAAAAAACAGAAACCAGAGAGCUGCAACAAAGACCAGAAGGCUAUCAGGUUGAACAACCAUGUACCAAUAGUAACUACAAUCCAACAAAACCCUAAGAACAAAAACCCAGCUAGAAUUGUGAGCAAUGGAGGACUGCCCCGCCGCCUUCCUCUUUAGCGUCCUUUAUUGUCGGAGCCGAAUCAGAGUUGGAGGAUGGAGAUGCCCACACGAAGAAAAUGGCGAUUGCAAGGAAGGGAGUGUCGUGCUCACCUGGGUUUCAGGUUCGCUGCCGGAGAUUGAUGUCGGCUGAAUGCAGACUGAUCGCCGGCCGAAGAAAGCUUCUGUUGGUGCGCGUUGCAAAUUCCAGAAAUCCCACUGCAGAACUCCUCUUCGUAGCUUCCUCGGUCUGGCGUGCAAUGGGCAGAGGGAGAGUGGAAGCGACAUAUAUGUGGGUGAUGGAGAGGGAAAUCUUGGUUUAAUGAAAUAUAAUGAGGAUAGGAGUGUCAAUUGGCCUCUUGGUUUUUCUGCACAUCAUCAAUUCCCUAAUGAUCAUGUGGGAUUUGUAAAGCCGUGGGCCCCACGGAUUUGGAACAAAAAAAUAAUCCCAAAUCCGUGGGGCCCACAGAUUUGUCUAAAAAUUUUGUGACAAACAAACAAGGGAUUGUGGCUAAAUCCCUAAUGAUUAGGUUUUUAGUGUGAAAUCCAUGAUAACAUUCCUUGAAGCAAACGACCCCUUAUAAUACAAGCUCAUAUGUUUCCUUCAUCCAAUUCGGCAAUUAUCAAAAGGCAAACUAAAUCCAAACCUUGAGCAAUCACUUGGGCUGAUUCCACAAAUGUCAAAUUUAUAUUCAUGUGUUGAUUCAACCUUACUCCAAGAUAAGAUAAAAGCUAAGUUAAAGA
This is a messenger RNA of Linum trigynum, 3312 nucleotides long. The record is from the annotation of a GenBank genome assembly. Lineage: Eukaryota; Viridiplantae; Streptophyta; Magnoliopsida; Malpighiales; Linaceae.